Molecule: messenger RNA, 972 nt
Organism: Zasmidium cellare ATCC 36951
Lineage: Eukaryota; Fungi; Ascomycota; Dothideomycetes; Mycosphaerellales; Mycosphaerellaceae
Exons: 1
Coding region: 1-972 (323 amino acids)
Source: RefSeq, a predicted model, not a curated record
AUGUCCACCUCAAAUACAGGAACAAACGGCGACCUCGCUGUGCCCGACCUUCUUUUCCGCUGCUGCUCAGAUAAGAGCGUAGGACGCCUGCUGUGUGGGCAGCUAAUUGCAGACGGGGGCACGUCAAACCAGGAUACUGAUCUGACGGCUGAAUUUCUAAACCACAAGAACCUUUUAAACAGGCGGGUCACGAGGCUCAUUUCCUCAACUACAAGUCUACUUUGGGUGCUUCAACUCGCGUUUCAAAAACAACAUGCUGGAGAGAGCAAUAUUGAGAUCAUAUUCAUCUCGCCGCACGACUCUCCACUAGGCGAGGUUUUCCACGCGCCGAAUUUGGCGAGGCAGUCUGGGCUAAGCAGUGAAAAAGCUAGCUACUAUGAGCACGAGUACCUCUGGCAUUGGAAGAUCCCGGAAGAGUGUAUACACGCCCGUGUCGACCUAAAGGUUUUGGAGAGCAGAGGACUGACGUUGACGACUCUAAUCGGCUCAUUCAAGAAAGAGUUACCGUUUCCUAGGCUUUCCGAGUUUUCCUCAAAAUUCAAAAAUUUCUGGGUGGAGAACGAAUUUAUUGGAAGGUCUUUUGCUCUGGCUACAGCUGCGUGUCGAUUUGGAUAUGAUGCCCCAGUACGGCGAAUCUUCUGGAUCUUGUUUGAGAAUAGCCUUAGGGCAGGGGAGGGAUGGGGACAAUUCUCUAACGACAUUCAAGAGAUUCUGACUGAUGAGCUGUGCUCCCUAGCUGCAGAUGUUAGUGCUCGCAUGCUGGACUUUGACACAGAUCUUGCGGAUCUAAGCUGGGAAUGGCACUUACUUCAUUACGAGCAUGCUGAGAGGCUCAACGAGUUGGUGUACCCCUUGUUAGAAGAUGCACCAGCUCUCGACCGCCAACUUCAAGAGGAAAAUGACGCUUUUGAGCACAGCACUCAGCAUCUACAAAAGUGUCUACGAAAUAUUCGCAUAGAAAUUGGGCAUUGA